Messenger RNA from Myotis davidii, 1008 nucleotides. RefSeq names its product T-cell surface glycoprotein CD1a. The transcript has 4 exons. Gene Ontology annotation, cellular component: external side of plasma membrane. Gene Ontology annotation, biological process: antigen processing and presentation, endogenous lipid antigen via MHC class Ib; antigen processing and presentation, exogenous lipid antigen via MHC class Ib; positive regulation of T cell mediated cytotoxicity. Gene Ontology annotation, molecular function: endogenous lipid antigen binding; exogenous lipid antigen binding; lipopeptide binding. NCBI's taxonomy places the organism in Eukaryota, Metazoa, Chordata, Mammalia, Chiroptera, Vespertilionidae. The record is from RefSeq and is a predicted model, not a curated record. Bases 1 to 924 code for a protein of 307 amino acids.
AUGCUGUUUCUGCAGAUUACAUUGCUAGCAGUUCUCCUCGCAGCUGGUGACAAUGAAGAUGCCUUCCAGGAGCAGAUCUCCUUCCACAUGAUCCAUAUCUCAUCCUUCUACAAUCAUUCCUGGACACAAAACUGGGGCUCUGCUUGGUUGGGUGAGUUGCAGACUCAUGGCUGGAACAGUAACUCUUACAGUAUUAUUUUCCUGCGGCCUUGGUCCAAAGGCAACUUCAGCAAGAAGGAAAUAACAGAAAUGGAAAAGUUCUUCCGAAGGUUACACACCGAAUUGCCACUUGUAAUUCGCAAGCAUGUCAGUGAAUGGAAGUUUGAGUAUCCCUUUGAGGUACAAAUAACAGGAGGCUGUGAGCUGCACCCUCGGGAAAGCAAGGUAGUCUUCCUGAAAUUUGCUUAUCAAGGAUCAGAACUCCUGAACUUCCAGAACAAUUCAUGGCUGCCAUCUUCAAAGGGUGACAAUAGAGCUCAGGAGGUGUGUAGACUAUUCAAUCAGUACCAUGUUGCCAACAUAAUAACACAGAGGAUACUCUGGGACACCUGCCCACGUUUCCUUUUGGGCCUCUUUGAUGCUGGGAAGGCAGAUCUCCAGAGAAAAGUAAAACCAGAGGCCUGGCUGUCCACUGGCUCUAAUUCUGGUCCUGACCGACAGAUGCUGGUUUGCCAUGUCUCUGGCUUCCAUCCAAAGCCAAUUUGGGUACAGUGGAUGAGAGGUGAACACCUACAACAGGGCACUCAACAAAGUGAUAUCUUGCCCAAUGCUGAUGGGACAUGGUACCUUGAGGUUUUCUUGGAGGUGGAAGCCACUGAGACAUCUGGCCUGUAUUGCCGAGUGAGACAUAGCAGUCUAGGAGGCCAGGACAUCCUCCUCUACUUGGGUAAGAAACACUGGGGCCCACACUGGGAAUGGGAGUAGAUAAUGGUCCACAAGCAGAGCAGGAGAGCCAAGUAAAACAUUUGGGAUUAUUGGCUCCAGACCCCAAAGAAUGAAAAUAAUUAA